AUGGAAUAUUCAUCUAUUCAAUUGAAUCAUUUAUCAGAUGAAAUUCUUAUUUAUAUUUUUAAAAAAUUGUCUAAUGCAGAAAUAGUUUAUUCUUUAUCAGGUGUCAAUAAACGAAUAAAUAAAAUUGUACAUGACUCGAUUUUUACAAAUGAUUUAUCUCUUCUAAUGUCUACAUCGGAUGAUUUGCUUUAUUCAUUACCUGAUCUAAUACUUAAUCGAUUUUGUUCACAUAUUUUACCUUCGAUUGAUCAAAAAAUCGAAUGGAUUCAUCUUGAAUCAGUUUGA
This is a messenger RNA of Rotaria sordida, 285 nucleotides long. The record is from the annotation of a GenBank genome assembly. Lineage: Eukaryota; Metazoa; Rotifera; Eurotatoria; Philodinida; Philodinidae.